Conger conger (European conger) is the source of this 3262-nucleotide messenger RNA. Its product is annotated as PLAC8-like protein 1. NCBI's taxonomy places the organism in Eukaryota, Metazoa, Chordata, Actinopteri, Anguilliformes, Congridae. The transcript has 5 exons. The record is from RefSeq and is a predicted model, not a curated record. Bases 136 to 681 code for a protein of 181 amino acids.
UGUGAUUGCGUGAGCAGGAAGUGGUUGGUGACCGCGGCGUACGUGCUGAGGAGGUCGCCUGCGUGUCACCGUUCGCGAAAGAGCCUUUUACCCACGCUGUGUGACUAAGGACCGCACCGCUCCCUCCGUUCCAUCAUGACGGACAGGAUGCUUGACAGUGGCGACACUGCACCCGCCACAGAAAUCACUCCAUUGCAGAUUCUUCCAGAAAAGGCUGAGGUCCCAGACGUGGACAAAGCAGAGUCCCAUCAUUCAGGAAGUUGGAGCUUAUUCCCACCGAGAGCCACCAUGGACGUUCCCAUGGUCACUCAGCCUGGCCUGGGCAUGACCACCACGACCGUGACAACCAUCACCCAGACGGGAGGAGCCUGGAGCACAGGCCUGUUCCACGUGUGUGCGGACAUACCCACAUGUGUUGUUGGAGCUUUGGUCCCCUGCUGCCUGGACCUGAGUUUGGCUCACCAGUAUGGAGAGUGCCUCUGCCUGCCCCUGCUCCCCGGAUCCACCUUCGCCAUGCGCGUCGGGAUCAGGGAGAGGUUCAAAAUCCAGGGCAGCGCGUGUGAAGACUGGACCACCGUGUACUGCUGCUACCCCCUCGCCGUCUGUCAGAUGAUCCGCGAGAUGAAGACGAGGAUGAGGAGCCAGAUUUACCAGGUGUCCACCACACUGCAGAGCUCCUGAGGAUCUACGGCAGGGGGGUCCGAUCCUGACCCAAAGGGGUUUUUAAAAGUGUUUUAGCCUGGCUCAACGUCACCUGAUUCAACUGGUUAACUAAUCAUGGUCUUCGGUCAAGAUCUUGAUGAGUACAAUCGGGUGUGAUUAGUGCUGAGCUAAAACAAAAACCUGCACAAACAACAGGCCUUUUUGGAUCAGAUUGGACAUCCCUGGUCUACAGCAACACGUCAGAGAUUUCAAGGGUUUCUUUUUUGGGUGGUGGGGAGGGGGGGUUGACUGUGGGGAGUCCACUUAGCCGACAGCAUUUUAUCUAGUGUUUUUCUGGUUUUUUUCCUCCCCUUUGGGAAAUGUUUUGGAUCUUUUCCAGAUGACCCGAGAGCGAAUUCCCAUUUGGGGAAUGAAAGCAGGUGUUCCUCCAGAUGUCACUUUGAGACGUGAUGCCAUUUAUGUUUAGAAAUGAAGGCUUAGUAUGAAAAAUACUGUGAACAUUGCUGAUCUUUUUCUGCCAAAAAAAUAUAAUGAAAGGGUUUUUUUUUUUUCUUUAACACAAUUUUUCUGUCUUUUUUUAAAAUAUUUUACUCAUUACUAGUUCAUGCACGAUUGCUGAGCAUAUGGAACAGUACUUUAAUGAUUAUGGCCACUUGGUUUGUGGUGUCUAAUGUGGCUUAAUUAAGCAGAAGGACUGGAGUUUAUAGUGAUGAGAAUGGACCCUGUAGCCCAUCUGGGCUCAUCAGUGACACCAUAAAAACAUCCCAGUGUUGAUAUCAGACCCAGUUCACAGCAAAUCUCAUUGAAUCUAGCCCUGUUUCCAGUUAGGCCCCCUCCACCACCUCGCACAACAUUAUGGUUGGUCUAACUCACUGAUGUUCUCUCUCAUGGUCUAACUCACUGGUGUUCUAGUGAGGCCUGUAGCGGCCUGUAGCGUAGUGGUUAAGGUAAAUGACUGGGACACCCAAGGUCGGUGGUUCUAAUCCCGGUGUAGCCACAAUAAGAUCCGCACAGCUGUUGGGCCCUUGAGCAAGGCCCUUAACCCUGCAUUGCUCCAGGGGAGGAUUGUCUCCUGCUUAGUCUAAUCAACUGUACGUCGCUCUGGAUAAGAGCGUCUGCCAAAUGCCAAUAAUGUAAUGUAAUGUAAUGUUCUCUCUACUGCCCAUGCCAACCCUGUUCCUGGAGAUAUACCAUCCUGUAGGUUCUCACUCCAACCCUAACAAAUCACACCUCAUUCAACAGCUAGAGAUCUCGUUGAGCUGCUAAUUAGUAGUGGAGUUGGGUGUGCCAAAUUAUGGUUGAGCUAUAAACGUACAGGACCGUAGGUCUCGGAACAGGGUUGGGCAGCCACUCCAUAGCUUCUAGUGAGCAUCCUGGCUGCUAAUAUGACCAUAACCAUUACAUUACAUUAGCAGACGCUCUUAUCCAGAGCGACGUACGACAAAGUGUAGAUCGAACAGGAACAAGUGUGAAGAGGACCCUAGAGGACAGUUUGAUGCUGACUCACUCUUCACAAGCGGCCCAUUUGUCUUUAGUGAUGGUGAAGCCUGACCUUGACUUUGCAGUAAGACUGACUGUGACCACGCCAGGUGGGGACGGUCUGGGUACUGACCUUGACUUUGCAGUAAGACUGACUGUGACCAGGCCAGGUGGGGGCGGUCUGGGUACUGACCUUGACUUUGCAGUAAGACUGACUGUGACCAGGCCAGGUGGGGACGGUCUGGGUACUGACCUUGACUUUGCAGUAAGACUGACUGUGACCAGGCCAGGUGGGGGCGGUCUGGGUACUGACCUUGACUUUGCAGUAAGACUGACUGUGACCAGGCCAGGUGGGGGCGGUCUGGGUACUGACCUUGACUUUGCAGUAAGACUGACCGUGACCACGCCAGGUGGGGGCGGUCUUGGUACACAUCCAAGCCCCGAGUCAUUUUCGGAGCGGCCAGAUGUAGGCUCGGAGAGCCAAGUGGUUCGCGGGACCCCCGGGCGCAGUUCCGGAACAUUCUUCCCUCUCUCCGCUCCGCGCCCCAGGUCGUCACGGGGACGGCCGGCCCAGCUGUGGCCCUCGGCCCUCCGAGCAGCAACACGGGACACUGAAACAACACCGCAUUAAUCCAGGAACGAUGAGAUUAUUUGAGAGAUCUGUGUAAUCUUUUCCCGCACAUAAUUACUGUGAGUAUCCAGGCAACCGCUGUGCAAAGCGCAAGCCAUUAUCUUUUUUUAUUACAGUGGCAUAAAGACUGCGGACGGCUAAGUACAAUAGAGAAUGGCACGGUUAGGCGUUUAUGUGUGGAGCAAGGAGAGUCUGCUAAUACAAUGAUCCAAAUCGAAUGUUCUUUCAGAGCCUUCCAAAGGGUCUCCGACAAAACCGUUAACUGUGACACUGGCCCACGUUUUCUGCUAGAAACGCUGUGAUAUUUGGGUGGUAAUUAUUCUUCAUUGUGAGCUGAUUCAGACCGCAGUGUUUGAAGUGUUGGGAGGGGGGGGAAAGAAAAUCUCUGCUUGUGAUUUCAUGAAUGUUUCUCAUACGCUUACAAAUGCCUUGCAGCUAUGCAUUUCCAACAUGUGUGGACUGUUCAUUAAAUGAUUACUGUUUACCGAA